AUGAAAGAGGUUUUAAAAUGGAAACCCCAGGGAAAAAGACCACUUGGCAAGCCGAAACAAAGGUGGAUUGACAAGAUGGAGAAGAAUUUAGCAGAGAUUGGAAUACGAGAUGGAAAAACAACAGCACAGGACAGAGAUAGAUGGAAGCAAGUUUGUGUUGCGGUAAUGGGCCUCAAUGGCCUUUAA
Messenger RNA from Cinara cedri, 186 nucleotides. Lineage: Eukaryota; Metazoa; Arthropoda; Insecta; Hemiptera; Aphididae. The record is from the annotation of a GenBank genome assembly.